AUGACUAACGCGAGGACGGUUCUUUUCGUCCCAGCGACGACGCUCGUCGCCGCGACGGUCGCCGCGCCCGUCGACUUGGAGAAGGCCGAGGCGCUCCGCUUCCUGCGCGCGUACGGUUUUCUGAAGGACAACGGAGAAUCGCUGUCGUCCGAUAACGCGACAUCUCUGCGUCGCGCGUUGUUGCUGUUUCAGGAAUACUAUCAAUUAUCGGGAAACGGCGCGUUAGACGCCGUUACGCUUAGCCUUAUGCGCAAAUCGCGAUGCGAUCUCACGGACAUUCCUGAUCGCACAUACAGCCCGAUCGCGCGAAAAUGGCCGAAAACGCGUCUCACGUGGAACUUUCAGGUAGCCAGCGAGGAACUCUCGCGAACGGCCGAAGCAGCGUUCGCGUUAUGGCCGGUGAAUUCGUCGCUAACCUUCGCGCGCGACCCGCUGCGACCCGAUAUACUGAUAUCGUAUCGAACGGGCGCGCACACUGAAACCCUCGGGCGAUCUCGCGCUAUUCGCGGACAAUUCGAUCUACCUCGCGGAAUAUCCCAGCCUUAA
Molecule: messenger RNA, 546 nt
Organism: Formica exsecta
Lineage: Eukaryota; Metazoa; Arthropoda; Insecta; Hymenoptera; Formicidae
Product: neutrophil collagenase-like
Exons: 1
Coding region: 1-546 (181 amino acids)
Biological process (GO): extracellular matrix organization; collagen catabolic process
Molecular function (GO): metalloendopeptidase activity
Source: RefSeq, a predicted model, not a curated record